GAGAGCUAGGUUAUGAAGACAUCAUGACUUCACGAAAAACGCAGCAAGAAAUUGACAAGACCUUCAAGAAGGUCAGCGAAGGCAUACAGUCCUUCGAAGGCAUAUAUGACAAGAUCCGAAGCUCCAGCAACGCCGCUCAACGAGACAAGCUCGAGGACAACCUGAAACGAGAGAUCAAGAAACUCCAGCGGUUUAGAGAUCAGAUAAAGACCUGGGCGGCCGGUAAUGAGGUCAAAGACAAGAGUCCGCUACUGGAACAACGGCGAGCCAUAGAAACAUGCAUGGAACAAUUCAAAGCUGUAGAAAAGGAGAUGAAGACCAAGGCAUACUCGAAAGAGGGGCUUUCGGCUGCAGCUCGCCUGGACCCGAAGGAGAAAGAGAAAGCGGACACGUGUGAUUUCCUCUCGUCAACGGUCGAUAUUCUACAGCAGAAGAUAGAGGCCAUGGAAGCGGAGGAGGAGGCCAUACAGGCAUCAAUGAAGAAGGGCAAAAAGGAUAUCGCCAAAUCGAACCGGUUAGCGGACAUCGAACGGUUAUCGGAACGACAUAAGUGGCACGUUGGGAAGCUGGAACUACUCUUACGAUCCUUACAGAAUGGCAAUGUCGAAACGCAACAAGUGCUCGAUGCCCAAGAGGCGAUAAAAUACUACGCUGAGGAUGGUCACAAUGCCGACUUCUGCGGUGAGGACGAAACAAUCUACGACGACCUCCCCCUGGGAGACGAAGAAGUUCAGUUCGGUAUGAACAACGACAACGACCGAGUAUCAUCACAAGACACCCAAUCGAUACAGGACGACGACGUAGAUUCCCGACAAGCGAACAAGGGCAAAUCGGAUUCAGGUCCUGCAAGACGGUCGUCAACGCAGAUGAAAUCUCCCCUACCAGUCCUUGCCACCCUCCAUCUCAACGGCCCUUCAUCAUCUUCGACAAGCUCAAUGAAACCGGCACCUCCUCCCGCACGAUUACCUGGAGAGACUCUCAAAUACGCUUCUGCUGCUGCCGCCGCAGCUGCGAGUGAUAAAGCGGGUGUUGGGAUAGCACCCCUCCCUCCACCACCAGGUGCAAGCCCCGCCAUAUCAGCAGCACAGCUCGCUUCCAAAGCGUCGUCAAUGGCAUCGCCCCUGGUACAAUCUGCACAGCCAGUCCAGGUACAGAGGCUGAUGUCCUCCGCGGGCAGCGCAGACGAGUCAGGCAGUCAGUCGAAAUCGCCUACCUUAAGUCCGAGUGUGACAGCAGCUAGUCGACCGGGGACCAUGCCCCCGACACCUGCCAUGUCGAAAAUAGAAACAUCCGCAGGGCCUUCAGUGUCAAACACGCCAGCAACAGCAUCUAACAAGGAUCGUACAGUUACCAACGGCCAAGCAAAGGGGAAGAGCGGAGAAGAGUCAGCUGCAGACGAAUCGGUAUACCAUCUUCCUCCCGGUCUUCAAGAUCUGAUUCACUCCUUCGAGGUGACCAAGUCAAGGUCCACGGCUCCCCAGUCAACCUCUGUACAACGGUUAUUGGUAGCCUCACAUAGUACAUGCCCAGAGCCCGGAGAUGCGGAGAAACCCCGUCAUUACAAACCUCAAACCCCAUACACAACACCAUUAUACUACCCCCAAGAAACGUUACCCAUCUUUGAUGAUCCACGACUAUACGAGACCGGUAGGAUAGAUACAGACACGCUGUUUUAUCUCUUCUACUACCGUCAGUCCUCGUACCAACAGUACCUGGCUGCCAAGGCCCUGAAGAACCAAAGCUGGCGCUUUCACAAACUGUAUCAGACCUGGUUCCAGCGACAUGAGGAGCCCAAGAAUAUUACCGAAGAAUAUGAACAGGGCACGUACCGGUUCUUCGACUAUGAAAGCACCUGGUAA
Molecule: messenger RNA, 1859 nt
Organism: Microsporum canis CBS 113480
Lineage: Eukaryota; Fungi; Ascomycota; Eurotiomycetes; Onygenales; Arthrodermataceae
Product: CCR4-NOT transcription complex
Exons: 2
Coding region: 24-1859 (611 amino acids)
Biological process (GO): regulation of DNA-templated transcription; nuclear-transcribed mRNA poly(A) tail shortening
Cellular component (GO): P-body; nucleus; CCR4-NOT core complex
Source: RefSeq, a predicted model, not a curated record